Molecule: messenger RNA, 944 nt
Organism: Ananas comosus (pineapple)
Lineage: Eukaryota; Viridiplantae; Streptophyta; Magnoliopsida; Poales; Bromeliaceae
Product: 54S ribosomal protein L37, mitochondrial-like
Exons: 2
Coding region: 236-637 (133 amino acids)
Cellular component (GO): mitochondrial large ribosomal subunit
Molecular function (GO): structural constituent of ribosome
Source: RefSeq, a predicted model, not a curated record
CUCUCUCUCUCUCUCCAAUCUCCAUCCCCUCUCCCGCUCUUCACUAACCCUAACCCUAACCCUAACCCCUUCGUGCAGGGAGAGACACCACCCUUUCCCCUGCGCCAAGUACCUCUCUCUCUCUCUCUCUCUCUCUCUCUCUCUCUCUCUCUCUCUCUCAGUAUUAGAGCCAUAGCAAGAACCUGGAUUAGUCCCUGCCUCCUUUUUGAGCUUGGAUUGUAUUAGGUAUCUAAUUAUGGCAACAAUUGGCAUAAGAAAACUGAGGCUUGCCUCUAUCAGAAAGGAGGCAGCUCAAUUGGCGAUAACCAGAGGUUAUUCAGCAGCUGGCGGUGGUAAGGCAAAGAAGGGUGGUAAAGGUGGUGCAGCCGAUGCCCCCAAAGCUUCAGCUCUCAGCAAAGAGCUUAAGAGCACUACGGUGUUCGGAGCAAAUAUCCUCAAGGAUGGUGCGGAUCCCAAGAUAUCGCCUGAUUCCGACUAUCCUGAUUGGCUGUGGCAUUUACUGGAUAAGCGCCCUCUCUUAAGUGAACUACGGAGAAAAGAUACAGAGACUCUCCCUUUUGAAGACCUUAAGCGCUUCGUGAAGCUGGAUAACCGUGCACGGAUAAAGGAAAAUAAUGCCGUCAGGGCCAAGAACUGAUUCUGAAGCAGGAGUAACUGCAUUUUGGGCCUCUUUUCCUUUUUUCUCCUUCCCUCUCUUUGAAUCCUCUCUUUGAAUCAUGCUAUGGAAUUUGUCGAUUAAAGAUGUCAGAGGUCUCUGAAAUUUUAUUUGCAUGCUGUAUGCUAAAAGAGAAUAAUGUGAUCUGGGAGCUUUUCUUGUAGCUGUUUAAACUAUUUCUGCCAUCAGUAAUAUAGAUUUGAGUUAGGGGCCUAUAUAAUUAAUGUCAAUAUACUUUGAUUGCCAUGUUUUCUUGUGUUUUUGGGAGAUCAUCCCAAGUAUUCCUUCA